AUGCCUAGUUCAACGGACCUGUGUCCUAAUUGUCCCGAGACUCCGCCAUCGGAUCUCGAGGAUAUCAACUGGAUCCAGUGUGACAUUUGCCGUCUGUGGUUCCACACAAUUUGCAUAGGCACCUCGGAAGAGGAUAUAGCCGAGAUCGCUUCCUACCACUGUGCCAAAUGUGCCAAAAAGCAUGGGCCAUCACAACUACGAAGAGUUUCAAAACGUGCCAGAGUGAAGAUCGACUAUGUGGCUCUAGAUCAAGGCGAAACGUUCGCUGUGGACAAGAGCAUCCAUCCACACGUCCCCAGCUUCAUGGACUUUACGCCUGAGGCUAGUCGAGAUAAAAAACAAUUUCAUGUUGAUAUUUUGGACAGUGACGAGCUCACAAAAGAGUACGUGUUGAGCACAGGCUUGCCUAAACCGGUCUUGGUGCCUCUGGUAGGUGAAGAGGCAGGUAUGACGCUUCCGUGUAAACGAGAUGACGUGACUGUCGAGUGGAUCGCCGAGAAAGUAGGCGAAGAUGAGCCUGUUGAGGUCAUGGAUGUGCUUUCCCAGCAAAGUGAGUCGCCUGGGUGGAAUUUGGGCCAGUGGAAACGAUAUUUCUACAUGCGUGAAAAAGACAGAAUUCGUAACGUGAUUUCGCUCGAGGUGUCCGAUGUGGAGGGUCUAGGCGAUGCAUUUGUGCGGCCGAAGAUGGUUCGAGACUUGGAUCUCGUGGAUAAGGUAUGGCUGCAAAACGGCACAGAUGAAGAAAGACCCAAGGUCACCACCUAUUGUCUCAUGUCGAUCGCUGGGUCAUAUACGGAUUUCCACAUUGACUUCAGUGGCACGCCCGUCUACUAUACGGUCUGCCACGGAAGCAAGACAUUCUUGAUGUACCCACCCACGGAUGAAAAUCUCGAACUAUACACCAGCUGGUGCAAAGAGCCCCAGCAAAACUUCACCUGGUUCGGAACCUAUUCUAAAAGGCUACGAGGAAAAAAACUCACCCCCACUGGCGGGUUUAAAGUAAACCUUCGGGAGGGCGACCUAUUUAUCAUCCCCAGUGGCUGGAUUCAUUCGGUGCAUACUCCGCAGGAUUCCGUCAUUAUUGGCGGUAACUAUCUCACCUUGCGAGACAUCCCUAUGCACCUCAAGAUCUAUUCGAUCGAAAAAGCCACCGGUGUGCCUCUGCGCUACAGAAGGUCUGGAAUCAUGGCUCGCUCCUCGGAAUCGGUAAAGGAAUAUCUGCCGCAGGGGCUAGUUGCUGACGAAAAAGAAGAUUCAGACUCCUCCGUGUAUAAUGUCUAUCACGAUACCCCACCGUCUACUCCACUCGAAACAGCUGAGCCGAAACCCAAUUUUUGGCGACAGCUAUGGCAGUUUUUCUAUCCCGACUGGCUCCUUGGUCAUUUGACAAUACGUGACGUCAAGAUGGUGCUACAGACUUGGGUUCAGGUAUGGACCACCGUCUUCCUUUGCAUUGUUCCCAAAACUGAAAAGUGGUUUGGCCCAGCCUGCUACUUGUUCCAGAUUGUGGGCUUUAUCAUGGCCAAUGGUGGCUUUUCCAGCGUUAUCAACGUCACAGUGGCCCUUGCGUGUUGUGUGUAUGCAUGUUGCUCCUGGCUUGUCGUUACUAUCUGUAGCGCCAUUACAACGCAUUUGAGGGGAUGGCCAACACAGGAGGAUCUAAUUCAGGAGCUUAUAUCAAAUGGCGUUUGCUCGAUCGAGAAUGCCGCAUCUUGUUAUCAGGAUGAGAUUGUUAAAGGACGGUAUUUGGAGACCCGUUGCACAGUGAUUUGGGUUUUUGGGUGCCUCUUUGCAUUUGCAUUUUACGGCUGGACUCAAAAAUAUCACCCAUUGAUGCGUUUGCCUUUCGUUGCUGGCACUCUCUGUGUGGUCAUCCACACCGUCACGUUUGUUACUUACCCUACAUUUAUAGGCGGUGAGACAAACGUUCUUAUCAGGCCUUUGCUUCUUGCAUUUGCAUUCAAAAUUGUUUGUGGAUUAGUGGUUUUCCCGUUUACAUCGAGCUUCGCCUAUCUCGGUGCUGUUGCGAGUAUACACGGGUCUCUUGCACAAACCUGUGAGAAAAACAGCAGAUUCUUUAAGUCCUUGAAGCCUUCCUUGGAUAGCUUUGAAAAUCACCAUCAAUUAGGAUCUGAUAUUCAAGCAAUCAGAGUGAGGCUUGCGCCUGUUGAAAUGUUUCUCAUAAGUGCACGGUGGGAAAUCUCGUUUGGUAGGUUUGAUUCUGGUGAUCUUGCGGAAAUCAGAUCCAGAAUUAAGCCCUUGAUCACUGUUUUAGCAGGCUACAAGUAUUUCUACGAGCUAAUUCAGGAGAGGAAAGACAUCGCUCGUAACGUGUGGACGCAAGAAAAAAGAAGAGGAAGUUUAUCAAGUCAGACAUAUUCGAGCAGCCACAACAAGCUUGUUGCCACCUUCAGACAAGCCUAUGCGAAGGUUGGUGUUUUUGAGAAUGAGGUGAGAAAGAACAAACGAAAGAAUUUUUUAAACAUGAAGACUGAGGAAUGCACCAUAAACCUUCACGACCUAGACGUUAUCUGUGACCAUAUGAAAGAUCAUUACUCUGAAUUUCAUAAUGAGCUUCCGAAAACCUUUAGAGCCAUAUCGUCUUGGCUAGCGACUGCGAAUGAAUUUAGAACUUACAGCAUUUUCAAGUGGAGCAAACAUAAACAAGCCCAGAAAGAACAGCAUGAAAAUUUGUUGCAAGCUAGGGACUCAUUGAAGCAAGAGGUCGAGAAGCUUUACCAUGCGAACGACUACAUUCAAGGACUCGCAAAUGAGCUUAAAGGCGAGGAGCAAAGGUUGUGCUUAGUGAGCCAGAGUGCAAUAUUGCUUUUCUUUUGCAAGGAAAUUGGGGAUCAGAUGCUUAGGUUAUGCGAAGUUCUUCUCGAUAUCGAUGAAUUUGCGCCAACACCAAGGUUGAUUACUAUUUUUUCAAAAGUACGUCACGACAAAAAGGUUACCGUCAAUCACAAUAUAUUCGACGAUCCAGUGAAUGCUAUGAGCACAAAGAAAUUGAUGCAAAGAAGGGACCCGGAUCUCCUUGACCCAGAGAAUCUUUUUCAAGUCGUUGUGGUGGGCUUGAUACGGCUGUACCGAAAACUUUAUUACAGUAGCCGUUUGUGGUUUUGGCUUUGGGCAAGUUUGCUUCUACAAUUUUGCUGCUUUCCAUACUACUUUAAACCCUCCACAGAAUUUUACACCACAAACAGGUUGAUUUGGCUUCCCGUUACGUGCGGUGUCUCGAUUGCCGAGUACACCGCAGAGACCGUCUAUUCGUAUUUCCUGAAGUUGAUCUACUCAUUCGUGGGAUGUCUUACGGGAAUGAUUGGUUGGUAUAUUUCAACAGGAAGUGGAAAUGGUAAUCCAUACGGGUAUGGGGUAGUUUCCGCCGUGAUUUUCUUCUUAGUGUCAUAUUAUCGUCAAUGGGCUGUUCACAAAUCCAAGAUUCCGGGCAUCAUGAUCACAGUUACUCCUGUUUUGGUGUUGGGUACCAGUUGGGCGGACUCAAGAAAUGACUUUGCUUCUAACAUUGGGGUCGGAUGGAGGCCGGCAGUGACUCGUUACAUCAGUGUAGUCAUUGGUCUCUCGGUGGCCAUGCUUGCAAGCGCAAUUCCAAAACCAAGAAGCUCUAAGGUGGCAGUCAGAAGAAUCAUGUCCAGCUUGUUGGAAGAAUCGAGUGAUAUGUUCUGCAAAAUAUCAGACUUUGCUUUGAAACGUCUCGAUAACCCAAAUGUCCAUGUCAAGAUUCGUCACGAUGAAGUUAGCGACAAGAUGAGGAACUUGUUAUUUUCUCUUGCUAAUGCCAAGGCAAUGAUGGGUUUCAUCAAGUAUGAGACUCCUAUCACGGGAGCUUGGCCGGCGGAAACAUUCAUGACAUUGCAGCUGUUGGUCAAUGACGUCAUCCAGCUUUAUUAUUUGAUCUACCAGCUGAUCAAUCAGAUCGAAGAAACCGACGAGUGGAUACCGAUAAUACUCGAUAGAGCUGGCUGGACAGAUUCAGGUUUAGUUGCCGAAGUGCUCUCGCUUACCAGCAUGUCUGCAUCGGCACUCCGACGCAAGACUCCAUUGCCAAAGGUGACCAAUGCAAACUUGUCGCUGAGACACUUUGAGGUUGUGAGUUCACAAUGGGGCGAUGGCGAUGUCACUUUCAAUGAGCGAUUCUACGAUGAUCCCGAAAACCUGGAUCCAAUCGACGAGGCCGUCGGGGAGGUAAGAAAUAGGUCGGGACGAAAUGUGAACUACCAAAAAUUGCUAAGUCACGAUGGAAGGCUAAACAUCGUGUGCUUGCUUGUGAUGCAUUUGGUGUACAAGAAGAUCGACGAAAUCGUCAUCACAGUCAAGUCGCUCGUCGGAGAGAUGUACGAUGUGAAUGACGAGCUCUUCACGCUAAUGAGAUACGAGAAAUAG
Molecule: messenger RNA, 4404 nt
Organism: Candidozyma duobushaemuli
Lineage: Eukaryota; Fungi; Ascomycota; Pichiomycetes; Serinales; Metschnikowiaceae
Exons: 2
Coding region: 1-4404 (1467 amino acids)
Source: RefSeq, a predicted model, not a curated record